AUGAGUGCUGCGAUGGCCAAGAUCAGCGCCAAUGUGGCGAUCUUCUUCACAGUUCUGACGUCCAUGUUCUGGCUGGUGCUCAUCUUCCAGGAGAAAGGCUGGGCUUCCAAGACCUGCGCCUGGUACACAUUGGACUUGGGCGCGUGGAAGGUGACCGUAUCUCGGGGACUCGUGGUCAAACUCCUCGUGCCGGACAAGGCGAGGUCGCACAUACGUAUGGCCGCUCCCGCAGGGCUCGCACAUUGCCGUGCAAACGUGAUCAUGGGUUGCGGGGCAAGCAGCGUUGAGAAGAAGAGGAGAACAGGUCGCGUAUCGUCCUUCACGAUGAGGGCCCCCAUUCCCACCGGAGUUCCGAGAGGGACCAUUCUGGCCCCGGACCGGGAAUGCCACGACGCCCACGUGAAGAGCUUAAACCGCUACCUGAGGAAGGUGAAGAAAGACCCGCAAUCCUUCAAGAAGUGGAUCGAAGUUGAGCGGUUUGACCGGGUUGCUCCGGCCGUCGCGGAGGCGAAGCCAUCCAUGCAGACGCCGAGGAACAAGGCGAGCAGCUUGAUGUCAAGGACAAGAACUCUCUGA
This is a messenger RNA of Symbiodinium natans, 576 nucleotides long. The record is from the annotation of a GenBank genome assembly. NCBI's taxonomy places the organism in Eukaryota, Dinophyceae, Suessiales, Symbiodiniaceae.